Molecule: messenger RNA, 1471 nt
Organism: Galendromus occidentalis (western predatory mite)
Lineage: Eukaryota; Metazoa; Arthropoda; Arachnida; Mesostigmata; Phytoseiidae
Product: protein tumorous imaginal discs, mitochondrial
Exons: 2
Coding region: 87-1430 (447 amino acids)
Biological process (GO): negative regulation of apoptotic process; protein folding; mitochondrion organization
Cellular component (GO): mitochondrion
Molecular function (GO): ATP binding; heat shock protein binding
Source: RefSeq, a predicted model, not a curated record
UGCUGCGCGAAUCUUCUGUGUCCCUCCAUUGAUUGUUCGUCAAUCCGAGACCACCCUCUUUUUCAUCGGGAGACGUCGGUAAUCCGAUGUUGCUCAAGCCCUUGUGGCGCCAUGGAGCGGCGGUUUUCGCUCGCCAACAAAAUGUCGUGUCGAUCGGAGCUCGAAGCGUUCUGCUCUCCGAACCAGACAGUACGAGAAAGUUCCACACUUCGCGAGCACUCCUCAAACGCGACUACUAUGAAAUUUUGGGAGUCGCUCGGAACGCCAGUGCGAAAGACGUGAAGAAAGCCUACUAUCAGCUGGCAAAGAAGUAUCAUCCCGACACGAACAAAGGUGACAAGGACGCGGCUAAAAAAUUCCAGGAAGUCUCAGAGGCAUACGAAGUUCUGAGUGAUGACAGCAAGCGGAAACACUACGACCAGUUCGGCACGGCGAGCUCACAAGGAUUUGGAGGAGGCCCAACUGGGGGUCGUGCAGGGAGCGGCGCCUAUCAGCAGUACCAGUAUCAAUCGAAUAUCGACCCUGAAGAGUUGUUCAGGACGAUAUUCGGUGACUUCGGACAAGGGAGGUCCAAUUUCGACCCUUUCGGCGCUCAGGAAACCUCGUUCGGCUUCGGCCGUGCGCAAGAAGUCAUUCUCAAGAUGAGCUUCGAGGAAGCUGCGCGAGGUGUCGCCAAAGAUGUCACCGUCAACGUGGCGGAUACCUGUCCAAAGUGCGAGGGAUCGAGGUGUGAAACCGGUACCAAAGCACAAGUUUGUCAGUUUUGUCACGGAACCGGUAUGGAGACGAUAUCCACGGGUCCCUUCGUCAUGCGUUCCACAUGUCGAAAGUGCGGGGGCACCCGUAUGCACAUACCCUACAAGUGCUCCGAAUGUGAGGGCAAGGGCGAGACCGUCCAACGGAAAACCGUGACGAUUCCCGUUCCGGCCGGAGUCGAAGAUGGCCAAACGAUUCGGACGUCCGUCGGGAGAAAAGAGCUCUUCGUCACGAUUCGCGUGGCGCAGUCGAGAGUCUUCAAGCGAGAUGGCAGUGACAUCCACAGCGAUGUUCCGGUAUCGAUAGCGCAGGCUGUUCUGGGAGGUUCGGUGAAUGUAACGGGAAUUUACGAAGACAUUCGACUGAAGAUCAGUCCGGGCACUUCAUCGCACACGAAGAUCCGCAUUUCCGGUAAAGGUCUCAAACGAGUCAACGCAAGAGGCAACGGAGACCACUACGUCAACAUCAAGAUAGAGGUUCCCACCUCUCUGACGCCGGAGAUGAAAGCUCUAAUGCAGGCUUUUGCCGAGGUCGAUAAGAACUCGGAGCGAUUCGGCAGCGUAGGUGACAGCAAGUCAAAGGAUCAGACCCGAGGCGAGAAGGUCAACGACAAGGAUGCAGAUGACGGAAUUUUGUCGAAAAUUAAGAAAGCCAUUUUUGAGUGGCUCCGUUGACGGAUGAGUUGGUAGGAUCUUGAAAAUGCUUGGUGCCUUUU